Messenger RNA from Prorocentrum cordatum, 696 nucleotides. Lineage: Eukaryota; Dinophyceae; Prorocentrales; Prorocentraceae. The record is from the annotation of a GenBank genome assembly.
GCGCCCAUGUACAUGCUGAGACCAACUGCGCUGCUCGGGGGCCUGGCUGCCCUAGGGCGAGCAUCUGGCUUGGGUGUCUGGGCCUACUUUGACGCCACAUUCGGGCACACGGACAUGUCGCAGAAUGUGAGGCUCAACCUGACAAGCAACAUGACGUUCGACAGUUUUAUCGAUUUGCACGGUCGCGAGUACGACAAGGGCUCCGAAGAGUACAUCAUGCGGGCAGAACUGUACAAGGCGCACGCAGAUGCCGUGAGGAGGCAGAACAGCGACCCCGCCCGGCUGUGGCAGGCGAAGAUCACCCACCUGGCGGACCGCACCAAGGAGGAGCUCGCCAGCCUGCGGGGCUACCGGCGAGGGGCAGGGCGGCGAGCGCCCGCUCGAGAGAUGACGGCCCCACGGGCCUGCCGCGGUCCUGGCUGCAGCCCUGGCGGUGUCUUCAACGCCGCCCGCGUGCUCAGCCUGCACCGCGCCGCCUCGGAGAUGCGCUGCCGAGAAGCUGAUCGGCUUCGGGCGUGCACGGCUUCGGAGAUGCUGCCCGUCGUCGGCACGGACAACGAGUACGCCAUCCUGAGAACCCGCUGGGCGCCACCUCACUAUCACCGAGACCGGUUGGAGCGGCCUCCGCGGCCGCGGUCGGCGGGCUGGCAGCGGUCUUGCAGGGAGACCGACGGGAGGACAGACUCACGACGCUGA